AUGGCCGACCCACCACUGCACGCAUCUACCUCGUCGACGUUACCACCACCACCACCACCGCCACCGCCUGCGUCGGGCUCUGGCGUGUCACCCGACGAUGCUCCCUCACCCACACCGCCAGGGCCCGCCGGCGCGCCGCCGACCUACGCGCCGACCCAGCCGCAGAUCCUCGUCGUGCCCCUCCCAGACGCUCCGAGUUUCUUCUGGGGCCGCACUCUGCAAGGCGAGGUGUAUGUCAAGGGGCUGGGAGAAGCCCGUACGCGUUCAGUAGAGAGCUUGACCGUCGCCGCGCGCCUGAUUGAUCGUCUACCAGGCCGUCCCGACGCCGACGUGUUCGCGCCUCCCCUCCCUCCGCAAACACUAUACCCCCCACCCGUGUCGCCACCCGUUGAAGGCUCAUCAUCAACCACGGACCGCCCGUUCCCGACUUCGCACAGGUUCGCCGUGCCGCUCCCACCCGCGCUGCCAGACGGCGGUCCGCUCCCGGCCAGCCUGGAUCUGGGAAGUGCAGGUGAAGUGGUAUGGGCAGUGGAGGUCCGCCUGCGUCUGCUCUCUGGCGAGGUGGUGACGGAGAUUGUCCGCAUCGAGGGUGCACCGCCUGACCUGGCGCUCGGAGCCGGAGAAGAGGCCGUGCCCGCCGAAGCGUCACUGGAACGCGACGGAGUGUGCACCCGACUCUUGCUGGCAUGUAAGCGGCCGCGGGUGGGUGACGCGCUGCACAUUGGUGUCGAGCCCGACCCCGCCGAGACGCUGCGUCCGCUCCGUCGCAUGCGCGUCGAGCUCAUCCGCCUGGUCGACACACCCUUGCCACCCGGUCCAAGCGCUGCGGCAGCGCACACCCAUACCCACACCACGGUCAUGCACGCCAGUGGCAAGAGCCUGCGAUAUCCCGGACGCGGCCAGCCACCGUUGCGGCUCUUGUUCACGCUGCCCACUGCCCUGCUGCACCCGGGGCUGCGCGCCAGUGGGGGCGAGAUUUCUGCACGGACACAGUACCACAACGUCCACUUUGUGGUCCGCGCCACGCUCGGUUUCGGGUUAUCGACCGAGUCUGGCGUCGGCCCCAUCCCCGGCGGCAGUUCUUCCCCCGAGGGCGACUGGAGCGUCGAGCAAGGCAUCACGAUUCGCCCAAACGUCUGGCACGAGCCCAGGACGGUCGUUAUUGAGCGCGGACUGGUGCCAGCUCUCGGUACCGCGGAACCCGAUGGCCUCGAUGACGAGGACGCACGUGAGGCAUACCGCCGUAAGGGGCGUGACGUUGUCGGUGCGGCCGGCACGACGCGCGCCGCUGAAGGCGGCGGGCCUGACGAGCCGCCUCCCUUUGACGACGCGCCCGGACCUAGCGGUACGACCUCGGCGUCGGCGGCUGGAGCCGGUGGUAGCGGCGACUCGGCACUGCCGAGCUUUAACGAGAGCGAGGCGCAGAUGCGCUCUGGCGCCGCGCCACUGCUCAACCACGUUGUGCCCAGCGAAAACCUCGUCCCCGUCUCGUUUGACGCGCCAGAGGACCCCGUGCCCGAUCUCCCUGUCCGUCGUGGGUCUCUGACCGGCGAGCUUUCGACUUGGGUCGAGUAUGACGGCUACGAAACAUUCUCCAUUGCGCCUCCGCCUGCUGCUGCCUCGUUUGGCGUCGGUGGAUCCAUGGACCUCCCUCCCGAGGGCGAGGAGGGUGUGGUGAACAUGGGCGACAUGGUCGCGCGUCUCGGCUUCGCCCCAAGCGACACCCUCCCGGACCCCGCCGAGCUCAUGGAGCAGCUGGGUCUGGGACAGGGCACGCGUAUUGUCGACUUGCAAGACGACCUUCCCCCCGGCAUCGACGAGCCGUCCCUCCCUGCUCUCCCAGGAUUCGGCACGCACGCUGCCACCAGCCACGCCGCACACGCCUUCGAGUCCCCGCCACCAAACGUCUUCUCCCCCUCCUUCGGCGACCCGAUCGCCAUGGGUGUUGCGCCCAUGGAACAGCCCGCCGAGGACGAGCACGACCACCCCCCGUCCUUUGACGCCAGCGAGGCCGCCGAAGCUGUCGGUGGCGUGGCCCGUUCGCGCGUGGGAUCCAUCAUGGGCGCCCUCCCCGGUAUACCUGCUGGCAUGAUCCCGGGCCAGCACCAGCACCAGCAGGUCCAGUAUCAGCACCAGCACCAGCACACACAUACCCACACCCUCCCCCGCGCCGAGACCCGGCAGCACGAGGCCCCGCCGGGUUACUUUGGCGCCACAGGCGGUCCGCCAGCGUACAGCUGA
Molecule: messenger RNA, 2241 nt
Organism: Apiotrichum porosum
Lineage: Eukaryota; Fungi; Basidiomycota; Tremellomycetes; Trichosporonales; Trichosporonaceae
Exons: 4
Coding region: 1-2241 (746 amino acids)
Source: RefSeq, a predicted model, not a curated record